Colletotrichum navitas is the source of this 850-nucleotide messenger RNA. RefSeq lists its product as uncharacterized. The transcript has a single exon. NCBI's taxonomy places the organism in Eukaryota, Fungi, Ascomycota, Sordariomycetes, Glomerellales, Glomerellaceae. The coding region runs from base 322 to 561 and encodes 79 amino acids. The record is from RefSeq and is a predicted model, not a curated record.
CUAAGCGCUGGUUUGGGAACUGUCUGCACUCUAACAACGGCCGAGGUGGUCGGAUUGUCGAUGGAUGACUUUGUAACUUAACUGAGGGUUAGGCAACCUAUCCUGAUUCUGGUCUCUCUUCGAGCUAGUCCGACAUCAUGCUUAAUCCUAGGAAGCCGGCCGUUUCCUGUGCUUGCUUACAGUUCUCGACUGAGACCGGCAGGCAAGGUCUCCGCCCGCAAGGCUACCCUCACCUGUUCCCCCGAACACGACUACGGGGUUCCCCGGCUUCUCAGAUACCUGGGUAACUCAUACUGGACAAGGCACAUCGUACGCCACCCCAUGCAGGACCGGAAGCGAUCUGCAGCUAACCUACAGCAUCCCAGUCCCAGAUCACCCGUCCAUGGUGCAUCCUUCUCGUUGCCCGCCAACUGCCACUUCCACUGCGCUGGGAUGGCCCUAGACAGCACGCUAAUCCGGGCCGCCAGUCAAGAGCGGUUCCUGAACCAUUGCCGGCCGCCCAUUCACGACUUGGCGAGUCUGACCCCGUCUCCGAUCGAAUUGACCAAUCUCUCGACAUGACACAACUGCAUUUGCCAGCCCGAGCCCAACGAUGGCAAGCAUAGAAGCAGCCUUCAUUGUGAGAUUCAUCAUGAGACGUUUCCCGCCGGCGCGGCCACGGCUAGCUAGAUCGGACGGGAGUGCCGUGCUGCCAGAUCACUUCUUGUCAUGGAAACAGACCUGCAGCGCCAAAGUGUCUGUUCCCCUUUGCACGGUGGCGUGAUAUGCUCCAAAGAGGCCACCAAAAACGUUGACACGACCGUUAUACGCAGUUUCUCGACAACGGAGACUGCAACGCGUGUAAGAAGCU